UAUAUGCAGUUACGCACUUGUAGCUUUAAGCCCGCCGCCGAACUCGACGCUCACUUCUGUCCAAGUCGCUAACCCGCAAUCACGGUCCGUCGCAGCAGUGUUUCGCCCGGAGUACCUACCCAUAUAAAUAAAAAAAAAGCAUUUACAAUGGAGUUCAAACAGUUUAAAGAAUUUUCGACUGACAUGAUCGAUUACGUGGGAAAUUAUUUAGAAAACAUUCGAGAUCGGAAAGUAUUGUCAUCGGUAAAACCUGGUUACUUAAGACCACUUUUACCGACCGAGGCGCCUAAUGAUCCCGAAAACUGGAAAGAUGUGAUGUCUGACGUCGAAAAGCUGAUUAUGCCUGGGGUUACUCAUUGGCAUUCUCCAAGAUUUCACGCUUAUUUCCCUACGGCAAACAGCUACCCGGCCAUUGUAGCUGACAUACUGAGCGAUUCAAUUGCUUGCAUAGGAUUUUCAUGGAUAUCAAGCCCCGCGUGUACUGAAUUGGAAGUGGUCAUGAUGGAUUGGUUGGCUAAAAUGAUAGGCUUACCAGAAGUCUUUUUAGCCUCUGCUGGUCAGGGAGGAGGCGGAGUAAUUCAGGGCACUGCUAGCGAAGCCACUUUGGUGGCGUUGCUGGGCGCUAAGGCGCGGAUGCUGCAGAUAAUGAAACAGGCGGACCCAACAGUCGUGGACGCGGACAUCGUUCCCAAGCUGGUCGCGUACUCGUCCGCGCUGUCCCACUCGUCCGUGGAGCGCGCUGGUCUGCUGGGCGGCGUGUUGCUCCGCGCCCUGGACACGGAUGGCGAGCACAAACUCCGCGGCGACACCCUGCGAGAUGCCAUCGCCAAGGACCGCGCGGACGGCCUGAUCCCGUUCUUUGUGGUGGCGACGCUGGGCACCACCAGCUGCUGUUCGUUCGACCGCCUGGACGAGAUCGCCGAGGUGGGCAGCGCCGAGAGCAUUUGGGUGCACGUGGACGCUGCGUACGCUGGAUCUUCAUUUGUUUGCCCGGAAUAUCGUCAUUAUAUGAAAGGAGUAGAAUCAGUCGAUUCAUUCAAUUUCAAUCCUCAUAAGUGGCUUCAAGUUACUUUUGAUUGUUCAGCAAUGUGGCUAAGAAAUCCAAAUUACGUGAUAAAUGCUUUCAACGUAGAUCCACUCUAUUUGAAACAUGAACUUGAAGGACAAAUGCCGGAUUACAGACAUUGGCAAAUACCGUUGGGCCGCCGUUUUCGUUCAUUAAAAAUGUGGUUCGUAUUCCGUUUGAUUGGUGUUGCAAACCUCCAAAAGUCCAUCAGAAAAGAUAUAAAUCUCGCCCUUGAAUUUGCCAAACGAUUGGAAAACGACCCAAAGUAUGAACUUUUCAAUGAAGUCACCAUGGGGUUGGUGUGUUUUAGACUUAAGGGAUCCAACGAACUCAAUGAAGUGUUGUUGAAAGAGAUAAAUGAACGAGGCACCGUGUAUAUGGUCCCAUCGAAAGUCAAAGGAACCUUUUUCUUGCGUAUGGCUAUUUGCUCGAGGUACACACAGAUUGAAGAUAUUGACGUUACAUGGAACGAAGUGAAUGAAGCCGGUAAAACCGUAUUGAGUAAACAAUGAAAUCGGAAUAUUAUAGACCAAGAUUAAAGUUUGCAGCUAAAAUGAGCUCUGUUCAAUAUUAAGCGUUGAACAUGAAUGAUUCUUAAAACUAUAGUAUCGGAAAAUAUAAAAUAAUUAUCAAUAAAAUGAACACUAAUAAUACAAAAUCAAAUAUAAUUGUACUCGUACAAAGGAAAACUAGAUUUUACUCUAUCGUUAUAGAGACUUUAUUAACAAAACGUAUUAAUCAAUAAUGUUACAAUACUUUUUUUGAGGUCAUAAUAUUACGUAGUUCUCUUAUUUUUAUUAAUUUAAUAACUACUUAUCUAUAUCUUUAUCCCUUGAAGUGUAGAAAGAUAAAACUAUUGUAUUAUUCUAGCAUAUAUAACGAAUACAAUUUUAGGUUAGGUAUUAUUUAUUUAUUACGAGAAAUAUUCCACUUAGGCAGGUAGUAGGUACAUAUUAUAUUACAAUAAAAAAUACAUUGUAAACUUUUAAGAUUCAUCUCUCCGGUUUACUUUUUAAGAUAUAUGUAUUUCAUACAGUAAGAUUGUUACAUUUAUAUUAUUAUUUAUUUGUUUUAGAGUUAUACUUCAGAACAAAAUUAUAAUAUUUAUACUAUUGUUAUUAAUUAUUAUUAUUCCAUAUCUAUAUAUUUAGGACGGCAAUAGUUUAAAAAACAUCCGAACUUAGACCAUAAUAAUAUGAUGGUACAAAAUAAUUAUAUCUCUAAUGUAUGUUAAACGUGUUUGUAAACACUAUUCAGUGUUAUAACUUAUUUAAUUAACUAAUUUUAGUGCUUUUAUAUACUGUAAUGAAAUUACCUUAUAACUAUUAUAAAUUCCAAUAGAUUUCAAUAUUAUCCAUUAGAUUAAAUCAUAUUCUUAGUUAAACAUAAUCAAAUAUGUAUUAUAAUUUAGAUAUAACAUAUAUAUUUAAAUAAUUUAGUGUUAUUAAAAAUUAUCAGUAUUAUCACUUCACUUGUUUAUUAUUCACCAAUAUAUUUAAAUAUAAAGGCUGUGUAGCUAUGUGACAUAAGUCCCAAAGAUCCCCACAGAAAUAUAAUUCACACCAAUAUUAAUAUUUUUUAUGUAUUUCAAAUUAUUCAAAAUCGUCAAUAAACCAUUAUGUGUAAUCGUA
Myzus persicae (green peach aphid) is the source of this 2697-nucleotide messenger RNA. RefSeq names its product aromatic-L-amino-acid decarboxylase. The coding region runs from base 148 to 1578 and encodes 476 amino acids. The transcript has 10 exons. The record is from RefSeq and is a predicted model, not a curated record. Gene Ontology annotation, biological process: serotonin biosynthetic process; amino acid metabolic process; catecholamine metabolic process. Gene Ontology annotation, molecular function: aromatic-L-amino-acid decarboxylase activity; pyridoxal phosphate binding. Lineage: Eukaryota; Metazoa; Arthropoda; Insecta; Hemiptera; Aphididae.